Molecule: messenger RNA, 1196 nt
Organism: Drosophila eugracilis
Lineage: Eukaryota; Metazoa; Arthropoda; Insecta; Diptera; Drosophilidae
Exons: 2
Coding region: 152-481 (109 amino acids)
Source: RefSeq, a predicted model, not a curated record
UUAGUACUUUGGGCCUGACGUGAGUGGCUACUGAAUUAAAAGCUUUUGUGGUGUGCCGCAUACGGGUGUGUUUUCGGAGAACGCUGCUUAAAACGACCAGUGAGCGACUAGAGCUGUGUGAUAUAUUAUAGUAAACAGAAGCGCGUUGACCAUGCGGCAGCAAUAUCAAGUUGCACUCCGGAAAUUUAUGCAUCAAUUUAUAGCUAAACCAACUGGACAGUCGUGGGCCUGUGGCGGAGCACUUUCAGGGACCAAACUGUUCCCUCGCAGGAACUACUCAAAGUUUAGCACCCACCUGUCCACGGAACGCGCGAUGGAGCUGAUUUGCAACUUGGACAAAGAGGAGCGCAGCAAUCUUCGUAACGCUCUCGGCAAGAUAGACGCCGAAAAGGAGAAAAAGUUUUACGAGAGGAAUGUUAACUUCAUAUCCACGUCGAGGAAAUCGACUAGAAAAGUCCGUGUUUGGUGGUCUCGCUUUUGAAACUGCCGGAGUAGCUUUUGGCUACCUCACAGUGAUCAUUAGCACACUAUCGGCAGCGCAAGUGUCGCCAAUAUCGAGACCCAACUUCAACUUCGACGGAUCGCUUCCUUAUUUUAAGCACCAUUAAGCUUUUAAUAUUACUAUGACGCGGUCGUUUACCAGCACAUAACGUAUUAGGCUGCUUUAUGAUUAGCUAGCUUUUGCACGUCGGCGUCUGCUUAAUGAUUUUGACUAUUGUUUUCUUCUCGUCGCCGUGUACGUGUGUUCAGCUAAUUGGACUAAACGAGAUUAAUUUUAAAUAUUUUCCACUUAAGGUAAAAGCUAACAAAAUCGAUUUAGUCGACAUGUUUAGCUGUUGCUGGAAGCCUAGGUAAAUUAAAAUUUUUCAAAGUCAUUCUCAAUAAAUGUAAAUAUACUUAUAAGCGCCCAAUUAAAAAAAUAAUACAAAAUGUAAUAAAUAAAUUUGGUAGUAACGAAAUGACAGAUAAAGUUCAUUGACAAAAAGGGCUAUUUCUAAAAAUGCAAGUUAAGGCCAGACAUGGCCAGAGGUAUUGUCACGAAUAUUACCCAACUAGAGUUAACUGCAUUGUUGUGUCUCCUGCCCUUGAUUCCGUCGUCCUUCCUUCACUUAAAAUGUUCAAUAUACGAUUUUACUUUAAAAAUAAAACAGUAAGCUUUUCAAAACGUUACAAUGGUUGUAAUGUUCAAAUUCAAA